AAUAUUUUUAUUUUUUAAAGAUGAGAAGAAAUAGUAGUUCAUACAUCGUUUAAGAUUCCUCUUAUCAACUUUAAAAACCUAAUUCAACUAUAGAUAUGAACUGUAUCAAUAAUCAUUCAUAAAAGCCUCAUUUUGUUUAAGUCAAGAAUUCUAAUAAAAUAGAUCAUUAAAUCAAUAGUAUUCCAAUAGAUUCUUAGGAGAGUGGCAUGAAGAAACCUAUCUUGUAUCUAGAAAAUAUGUUCCUACAAUGACAAAAGGAUUAAAUUUGUAUACUACAUAUUGCAUUCCUUAAAAUCCAAUAGCAACAAUUGUGAUUCUUCACGGAUAUGGAGAUCAUUCUGGAAGAUACUUUCAUGUAUUAUACAUUAUCAUUAUUAGGUAGCAGAUGAAUAUGCAAAAUAUGGAUUUUAAGUAAUUUUGUAUGACUAAAGAGGAUUUGGUAAUUCAGGAGGUAUAAGAAGUCAUGCUGAUAUAAAAUAAAUGCAUUAAGAUCUCGAAUGCAUUUUAUUAACAAUAGAAAGAUCAUAACCAAUUUUUUUGUAGUGCUAAUCUUUAGGAGCUGCAGUUGGAUUAAGCUUUUGUAUUUCAAAUCCAUCCCUUAUUCUAUAAGGAGUUAUAGUAGUUAAUCCCUAUCUGAAAUUUGCUUAAAAAUAUGGAUUCUUAAAAAAGAUGUUGCUUACAUUAAUGAAUAAGAUCAUACCUGUAUCAUAUAUGAAUAUUUUUUUAGGGUCUAAUGGUUAAUUCAUAUAUAGAUUAUGGUCAUUGUAGUAAAAACAAUAAUGUAAUAAAGAGUGUUGCUGAGGAUAGUCUUGUAUAACCAUUUAUGAGUAUUGGAAUGGCUUAUAAUAUAUUAUAGUUAGAUUCUUAUAUUUUACCAAAUGCUCAUUAGUAAUUUAUUAGAAUUAUUUUAGAUUUACUCAACCUUUGUUAAUUUUACAUGGUAAAGAAGAUAAAGUAGCAAGUCAUAUGAAUUCUGUAGAGUUGUAUCGUGAAUCAGGUUCAAAAGAUAAAACUCUAAAACUAUUUGAUAAAGGAUUUCAUGAACUUUAGAAUGAUAUAGAAUUUGAAAGAGUUAAAAAUGUCAUCAUAAAUUGGUGUUAAAAACAAAUUAACAAGGAUAAGAGAAUUAGUAUUAUAUAUAUACAUACAUAAUUUAGGUUAUUUUAGAGCAUUAAAUCAUGGAUUGAUUGCCAAAAAUAAUAGUAGUUCAAAAUUCAUUGUACUUUCAUGGAUUUUUAUUUAUUUCAUGUUAAAAAAGUAAAUUUAAAUGUAAUUCAUUAGUAAAAUGAAAAAUCUUGGAAAAAUUGCUAAAUCUAUUUGUAUUUUAGCAUUAAUGAUAUCAUCUCUUAUUGUUCGUAUAAGAUGGUGA
Molecule: messenger RNA, 1369 nt
Organism: Paramecium sonneborni
Lineage: Eukaryota; Ciliophora; Oligohymenophorea; Peniculida; Parameciidae
Source: the annotation of a GenBank genome assembly